AUGACCAAAGAAGAUGAAGAGCAUUUUCAAAACACUCAUGUUUGCCACAUCUGCGGGCUAGAUGUUAGGAAGAAACCUUCCCCUUAUUCGCCUAAGGAUGCACUGGACCACCAAAAGGUGAGGGAUCACGACCACCUUCUCGACCCAGCAAAAUGCGUAUCAAACUAUGGAGGAACAGCCCAUAACCUUUGCAACCUAAUGUAUAAAGAGACUUCAUUCAUUCCAGUGUUCAUCCAUAACCUGUCUGGCUACGACACCCAUCUCUUCAUUAAGGAGCUGGGUGGGGACCAAGGUGGUAUCGACGUCAUCCCGAACACCGAGGAAAGGUAUAUUUCUUUUAGUAAGGAGGUUGGAGCAAAAACAGUAGAUGUAGGCGAUGGGAAGAAAGCGAAGUUGCCUGAAAUAAAGUUGAGGUUUGUCGACUCGAUCAAGUUCAUGGCCACCUGCCGCGAUAGUCUCGGGAAGAGCGUGAAAGAGUUCAGGGAGACGUCCAAAUACUUCCCCAAGGAUGAACUGGACCUCGUCACCCGAAAAGGCGUCUACCAAUACGAUUGCAUGGACUCGUGGGACAAAUGCGAAGAAAUCAAGCUACCCCUACAAGAAGACUUUUACAACCAAUUGAAUAUAGAGAAUGAGGACUACGAGCAUGCUAAGAAGGUAUGGAUGGCCUUCGAUAUUAAGAACUUGGGUGAAUAUUCCGACCUGUAUGUGAAGACUGAUGUGCUGAUUUUAGCCGAGUUCAUGGAACACUUUAGAGGAGUCUGUCUAAAGACCUAUAAGUGGGAUCCUGCAUGGUACUUUACUGCACCCGGACUAUCGUGGGACGGCAUGCUAAAAACCACGGAAGUCGAAGUAGAGCUGUUGACAAACUAUGACAUGAUGCUCAUGCUGGAAAAGGGGACCAGAAGAGGCAUCUCUCAGUGCUGUAACCGAUAUGGGAGGGCGAAUAACAAGUACAUGAAGGACUAUGAUAAGAACAAGAAGUCCAACUACUUGAUGUGCCUUGAUGCUAAUAACCUAUAUGGAUGGGCCAUGAGUCAAUACCUACCAUAUGGAGGCUUUAGGUGGAGCAAUGUGUCUGAUGUGACCCAAGUAGCGGAUGACUCAGACACAGGAUGCAUCAUAGAGUGCGACUUGCAUUACCCAGCUCAACUGCACAACCUCCAUUCAGACCUACCUCUAGCACCUGAGAGCAGGAUCCCCGAUGGCUCAAAACAACGAAAACUGCUGACGACUCUCUAUGACAAAGAGCACUAUGUGGUUCAUUACAGGGCUUUGAAGCAACUGCUGCAAUUGGGGAUAAAGCUCAAAAAGGUGCAUAGAGUGUUGCUGUUCAAACAAUCUCCUUGGUUGAAGAAGUACAUAGACAUAAACACUGAAAUGAGGACAAAGGCAGCCAAUGACUUUGAGAAGGACUUCUACAAACUUAUGAACAACUCAGUCUUUGGCAAGACGUUGGAAAAUAUAAGGAAGAGGCUCGAUAUCCGACUUGUGUGUGAUUCCCAGAAGGCAGAGAAGCUGGUUGCUAAGCCGAACUUCAAGGGGCGAACCCUCUUUGACGAAAAGUUAGUCGCCGUGCAUAUGAACAAGACCAAGGUGCUCUUUAACAAGCCAAUACCCGUCGGCAUGAGUAUAUUAGAUCUCUUGAAGCAUCUGAUGUACCACUUUUAUUAUAAUGUGAUGAGGCCUAAAUAUGGGGAAAAUAUCAAGUUAUUGUACAUGGAUACUGACAGUUACAUUUAUGAUAUACAGACCGAGGACCUCUAUGAAGAUAUGAAAGGAAUGAUAGACCACUUCGACACAUCCGAUUAUCCAGAAGAUAGCAUUUACGCCAUGCCACGAGUGAACAAAAAUGUAUUAGGGAAGAUGAAGGAUGAAAAUGCUGGAAAUGUUCUGGAAGAGUUCGCUGGAUUGAGAGCCAAAAUGUACGCAGGAAGAACUUAG
Molecule: messenger RNA, 1944 nt
Organism: Parasteatoda tepidariorum (common house spider)
Lineage: Eukaryota; Metazoa; Arthropoda; Arachnida; Araneae; Theridiidae
Source: RefSeq, a predicted model, not a curated record